AUGGCAGCCAUCGAGAGCUUCAGUGCCACCCACCCCGGUGACCCUGAGCCCGGGGACCUCAUCGAGAUCUUCCGACCAGCUUACCAGCACUGGGCCCUCUACCUGGGGGAUGGGUACGUCAUCAACGUGACGCCUGUAGGUAAGGCUGGGGCCCGGGUGAGGAUGCAGCUCCUGAAGGAUGUGGUGGGAAGCGAUACCUACCACAUCAACAACAAGUAUGAUGGCACCUACGCUCCCCUCCCAGUGGAGGAGAUCAUCCGGCGUGCUGAGUAUCUCAUUGACCAGGAGGUCUCUUACGACCUGCUCAGCAACAACUGUGAGCACUUUGUGACGCUGCUCCGCUAUGGCGAGGGUGUCUCUAGUCAGGCCAACAGAGCAAUCGGUGCCAUCGGGUUUGUGACAGCUGCUGCUGGUGCCUUCUCCUUGUUGGGCUUGCUCCGGAGCAGAUCCAGAGAGAGACAGUACUAA
Nestor notabilis (Kea) is the source of this 468-nucleotide messenger RNA. Its product is annotated as phospholipid-metabolizing enzyme A-C1-like. Gene Ontology annotation, biological process: N-acylphosphatidylethanolamine metabolic process. The record is from RefSeq and is a predicted model, not a curated record. The transcript has 3 exons. Bases 1 to 468 code for a protein of 155 amino acids. Gene Ontology annotation, cellular component: cytoplasm. Lineage: Eukaryota; Metazoa; Chordata; Aves; Psittaciformes; Psittacidae. Gene Ontology annotation, molecular function: A2-type glycerophospholipase activity; glycerophospholipid phospholipase A1 activity.